GUGUGAUGAUGCAUGGAUUCGUUGUUCUGGUAUCAUAUGGCCUCACUGACACCUUCAUUAUUAUAACAAAUAAUUCCAAUCAUGGACAUGGUCUACCCUACCUUCAACCGGAGCCAGGGGGAAUCCGUCCGCCAUUUGACUUGGACGGUACUGUACUAUGUCUAUGGAGGAGCAGAAAGCCGGAGGAGUGGUGGCGGUGAAUCCGCAACCUGCAAAUGGAUGGGCGGCGGCGGCCGUGGACUGGCUCGAAUGGGCGAUUGUCAAGCUCAUGUACGACGCAAAGAAGCAGCAACCGCUGCACUAUCUCUCCGGCAACUUCGCCCCCGUCGAGGAGACUCCUCCGCUCGCCGAUCUUCCUAUUAAAGGAUAUCUCCCGGAGUGCAUGAAUGGGGAGUUCGUGAGAGUUGGCCCAAACCCGAAGUUUGCUCCUGUUGCUGGAUAUCACUGGUUUGAUGGACAUGGAAUGGUUCAUGGUGUACGCAUAAAAGAUGGGAAAGCAUUAUAUGUUUCCCGAUUUGUGAAGACAGCGCGUCUUAAACAAGAAGAAUUUCACCAUGGUUCAAAGUUUAAGAAGAUUGGUGACCUCAAGGGGAUAUUUGGACUUCUCAUGGUUUACAUACAAAUACUUAGAACAAAGCUUAAAGUACUAGAUUCCUCUUAUGGUGAUGGUCUAGCUAACACAGCUCUAGCGUAUCACAAUGGGAAGCUCUUGGCACUCAACGAGGCAGAUAAACCUUAUGCCAUUAAGGUGAUGGAAGAUGGAGAUUUGCAGACCAUUGGUAUGCUGGAUUACGACAAAAGAUUGUUGCAUUCAUUUACUGCUCAUCCUAAAGUCGAUCCUCUUACUGGGGAAAUGUUUGCCUUUGGCUAUUCAAUGGAACCCCCAUAUGUCACAUACAGAGUUAUCUCGAAGGAUGGCACUAUGCAUGAACCGGUGUCAAUAACAAUACCGGAGCCGGUCAUGAUGCACGAUUUUGCCAUUACAGAAAAUUAUGCAAUUUUUAUGGAUCUGCCAUUGUACUUCAAACCAAAGGAAAUGGUGAAGGAUAACAAAUUUAUCUUUAGUUUUGAUCAAACAAAGAAUGCACGAUUUGGGAUCCUCCCUCGAUAUGCAAAAAACGAGCUUCUAAUAAAGUGGUUUGAGCUUCCCAACUGCUUCAUAUUUCACAACGCAAAUGCUUGGGAGGAAGGAGACGAAGUUGUUUUGAUCACUUGUCGAUUCGAGGAUAUAGAUCUCGAAAUGGUCAAUGGUGCUGUAAAAGAAUCCAGCGAGAAUUACAUUAUUGAAUUGUAUGAGAUGAGGUUCAACAUGAAAAAUAGCCAGUCUUCACAGAAAAAAUUAUCCGUGUCGUCAAUCGAUCUUCCUAGGAUUAAUGAGAACUAUAUUGGCAGGAAACAAAGCUUUGUCUACGGAGCAAUACUGGAAAACUUUGAUAGGAUAACUGGAAUUAUCAAAUUUGACUUACGCGAGGAACCGGAUCCUGGAAGAGUUAAACUUGAAGUUGGAGGCAAUGUCAAAGGGAUCUUUCAUCUUGGGCCAGGAAUAUUUGGAUCUGAGGCCGUCUUUGUCCCUCGUCAGCCUGGUACUUCAACAGAGGAAGAUGAUGGCUACUUGAUUUUCUUCGUACACGAUGAGAAUACAGGAAAGUCAGCAGUGAACAUAAUCGACGCAAAAACAAUGUCAGCAGAUCCUGUUGCUAUAAUCGAAUUACCUAAGAGAGUUCCAUAUGGUUUCCAUGCCCUGUUUGUUACUGAGGUUAGUACUCUGCUUUUGUUGAUCUUAUUGAUCCCUAUCCUAUGUUCAGCUAAAUCCAUGACAGAAAGUAAAUGUCGAGAUUGUAGAAGGAUUAUCAGUGGACAUUUAAGCAUACGGAGUUUCUUACCAUUGAAAAUUAAUCCUUAA
Molecule: messenger RNA, 1903 nt
Organism: Andrographis paniculata
Lineage: Eukaryota; Viridiplantae; Streptophyta; Magnoliopsida; Lamiales; Acanthaceae
Product: carotenoid 9,10(9',10')-cleavage dioxygenase-like
Exons: 13
Coding region: 158-1903 (581 amino acids)
Biological process (GO): carotene catabolic process
Cellular component (GO): chloroplast stroma
Molecular function (GO): carotenoid dioxygenase activity
Source: RefSeq, a predicted model, not a curated record